GGUCAUUUUUGGAUCGAAUGAACCUCUGAAAGCCGGGGAAUUACGAACUUUUUGGUGAAAUUCUGUCAGCAUGGACAUUGCUAACACCUCCACAGCGGUGUGUUCGGUGUUAGCCGGCGUUCUGAGCUGUUAUGUCGGUCUGAAGGUCUACAGGAGACAGCAGGUGAAGAAGAAGGCCUUGAAGAAGAGAGAAGAAAGUCGGAGAGCCUUGCAAGACGUUCUGAGAUCUGUGGCUACUGACGAUCAGCCAACAGCAGCCAAAAGGAGAGAGAUCCUGUCCCUGACUCUGCCCCAACUCAGCCAGCAGCUGAGAGAUGGACAGCUGUCAGCUGUACAGGUGCUGCAGGCAUUCCAGGAGAAGGUGAGACAUUCAAACACCUGCAAGAAAGGCUGUGAUCAUCCCAAUAUGAUAAUCUGA
Branchiostoma belcheri (Belcher's lancelet) is the source of this 418-nucleotide messenger RNA. RefSeq lists its product as uncharacterized. The coding region runs from base 71 to 418 and encodes 115 amino acids. Lineage: Eukaryota; Metazoa; Chordata; Leptocardii; Amphioxiformes; Branchiostomatidae. Gene Ontology annotation, molecular function: fatty acid amide hydrolase activity; amidase activity. The record is from RefSeq and is a predicted model, not a curated record. Gene Ontology annotation, biological process: fatty acid catabolic process. The transcript has 2 exons.